CUGCGCGGAGCGGGCCGGGCCGGGUGAGGCGAGGCGAGCAUGAUGGCAGCGGCGAAGCCCGCCGAGCUCCUGGGCAUCUGCUCUAGCUACCAGGCGGUGAUGCCGCACUUGGUGUGCCUGGCCGAGGCGUUUCCGCCGCCCGUGCGCCCCGCCAAGCCGCCGGCCGCCAAGGGCAAGCAGCGGCGGCCCCGGCAGUCCCGCUUCAAGACGCAGCCGGUGACUUUCGACGAGAUCCAGGAGGUGGAGGAGGAAGGCGUGUCGCCUGUGGAGGAGGAGCGGGCCAAGAAGUCCUUCCUGCAGUCGCUGGAGUGCCUGCGGCGGAGCACCCAGAACCUCAGCCUGGUGCAGCGCGACAAGCUGGGCAGCUGCUGCAAGCUGCGGAGCAGCCUGGACUCCAGCGACUCGGACUCGGCGCUGUGACGGGCCCCGCUCGUCCGCCGCGAGACGGUGGGAGCCCGCGCUCCGGACACUGCCGGCCUCGCACGUGGCCCUUGCGAGCAGGGCGCGGGCGGCGCGGCCUCCCGGCGUCCCUCCCAGCCCUGCCCUCCUCGGAAGCUGCUCCUGGCAAAGACUAGCCCCGCUCGGCCGGGCUGGCAGGGGGGAGAUGGAGACAUUGUGAAGGCUUUUCUAUGCCAAGCAAGGCAGGGAGAGAAGCCCCUCUCUUGCCCGCCCCCCAUCCUUCACUCCCAGCCCCCCCAGUGGGAGUGGGCUGGAUUGCAGAGCACCUUGCAAGUGAGCUCAGGCUGUUUUCUAAGAAAGCGCUUUGUACAGUUGUGUUUCUCUUCCAUGGUAUGAAACCGCUCUCUUGAUUUCAACCACUCUUAUUUUCUAAAUGUUUAGAAGAAACACGAGCUAUUUGUUUUGUUUGGGGGGAGGGGGGUUGUUUUUGUUUGUUUCUUCCUUUUUGGGGUGGGGAUGAUGCCUUGAACUGCUAGACAGCCUAUUUAUUUUUGCAUUUCAACCGUGUUAAUUUAAUACGUUUCUACCUGAAUGUCUGUUAUUUCCAUACAAGAGAAAUAAAUAAAUAAAAAGCUGAUAUAUUUGCACA
Molecule: messenger RNA, 1048 nt
Organism: Gavialis gangeticus (Gharial)
Lineage: Eukaryota; Metazoa; Chordata; Crocodylia; Gavialidae
Gene: CUNH11orf96
Product: chromosome unknown C11orf96 homolog
Exons: 1
Coding region: 40-420 (126 amino acids)
Source: RefSeq, a predicted model, not a curated record